Anastrepha ludens (Mexican fruit fly) is the source of this 5268-nucleotide messenger RNA. Its product is annotated as protein pangolin, isoforms A/H/I/S-like. Gene Ontology annotation, cellular component: beta-catenin-TCF complex. Gene Ontology annotation, molecular function: RNA polymerase II cis-regulatory region sequence-specific DNA binding; DNA-binding transcription factor activity, RNA polymerase II-specific. Bases 4748 to 5140 code for a protein of 130 amino acids. The record is from RefSeq and is a predicted model, not a curated record. Gene Ontology annotation, biological process: regulation of transcription by RNA polymerase II; canonical Wnt signaling pathway. The transcript has 5 exons. NCBI's taxonomy places the organism in Eukaryota, Metazoa, Arthropoda, Insecta, Diptera, Tephritidae.
UGACUGCCGGGCUUGUGCACUUCUACUUGUGCUUGGACCUGUGUCCAGUACUGUUGGUGGUGUAGUUACUGGUUUGACUUUCGGUCUUGCUGUCACUAUUUGUUUUGAACGACUUAUUAAGCCGAUGUAUGGGGUUUUUUUUUGAGGUCGGUGCGACCGGUGCUCGUAUAGCGGAACUGGUUGUUCCUGUCGGUCUGUUAGGAGGAAGACCGAUCUCCUUUUUUUGUUAGUUUUAUUAUUAGGUCUGAGCAUUUUAGACCCACGAGUGUCGGAGAAAAGUUGUCCGCACGUGCAUAGCUCCGAACUACAUGGGUAAGGCUAGUUAUUAUGGAGCACGCCAGGUAUCCGUAAGCUCCGUUCGAGACUUGGUUAUUAACGAUAAGAACCCCAGCCUGACAGAUUCUCGGCAGGAGUCGCAUCACACCUUAAUCCAGCCCUUCAGCACCGACCACGUUAAAAAUAUUUUGAAUAAUGCUGUACUAUUGAAGAGUAUCGAACACUAAUCAUAGUACCCUUAAAUUAGCAAAGUACCUCCUAAAAUUAGGACAACUGUGGUACUUAUUUCCAGCCGGCACCCUCGGGGAGGGUUCAGUGGAGGAAUUUCGCCAGCCUUAUGCUAAGGUGCUCAAAUUUCAUACAGUUACAUUAAUUACGAAUACCUUACUUAAGCCGGAAAGCAAUAAUUAUUUGAAAAGGAGGCGUGGCACCUACACUACAAAUUUAAAUCUCAUAUUGUGUUUACAAAUUAAAUGAAUCAGCGGAAAAUUCAAAACCUUAAAACUAUUUGUAUGGAUCGUUUGAAAAAAAAUUACAUAUUUUAUCGCAUUGUAUAAUUCAAUAGAAAUUGAAUAAAACCUAUUAUUUACAGUGAGAAUUCUUAUUGGGUGAAUUUUCGACCUCGGGAGAUGCUAGUAGUAAUAAUUUAUUGUCAAGUACCGAUUUACACACGGAGACAUCUAGAAGGGUGACACUGGAAAUAUGAUACUUUUGAUGCUUCAUUCGUAGCCACUCGGGCGAAAAUAUUUUCGGCAACAUUCUUUGUUUUUGAAGUUUACUUCUUUAUCAUCUUUUGGUGCAGAUAUAUUCUACAACCCGUUAACAUGUAAAGCGGAGAACGUUCGUCAAUAGUUUCUUAAAUAUUUCUAUGCAAAAUGCUAACAGGACUGGUUAAAUAAUAAAUCAUUUCUUAUUUUUUUUUAUUUACAUAUAUUUAUAGCGCACGCUCGACAACGUGAACGCUCUAAAGCGGGAACCCCCCCAAGCGUGAACAGACAUUUUUCUGCAUUGACUACUCUAAAACGUGAACAAAUCCAAAAAACUCUAUAGCAUGAACAAUAAACGUUACAAUUAUUUGAAUGUAGCUUACAUUGAUCUCAAGUAAUUCUAAUUAUGAAGCAGGCAUUUUAUUCGUAAUUGCAUGUAAGGAGUAAAAUAUUUCAGUCGCGGUUUGGUUUUGGAAAAAGUGUUUUGUCUUAUGUUUUCUGUUGAAAAUGAGUUCUAAAAAAACCCGUGUGCUUGACAUUAAAAUAAAAGACAAAAAUUCUCGGCUUUUUAAAAAAAAACUCAUCUGUGACGAUUUUAGCAAAGAAAUAUAAAUAAAUCAACAAUUUGUAACAUUAAAGCGAAAAAUCAAGGGAUUUUAAAAUGCGUAAACAACACGUAUUGUGGACCUGGAAAUAGAAAAACACUGCGUGCUUCAGAGUUGCCUAAAAUGGAGAGAGCUCUUUAUCGUUGGUUUAUCCGAAUGCGAGAUAAAAACUGGCGAGUAAGUACUCUAAUGUUGAAGGGAAAGGCAAAAAAACUGCAUGAAAAAUUAAAAAAAAAAAAAAAAUAUCAGGCAAAAAACUGUCUUCUCAACCACAGCUAGUGGAUCCGUUUAAAGAAAAACUUUAAGAUAAAAUGGCCGAAUUGGAGUUGUGCAAUGAUCAGUUAUAUAAUGCUGAUGAGUCGGGGUUAUUCUGGAGACUUUUGCCAGAGCAAACGUACGCGUCAAGUUUGGAGAAGAGAGCCCCAGGGGUAAAGUCCGAGAAGAAGCGAAUCACGUUUUUAUGCUGUUCAAACGCCACUGGAUCCCACAAGCUUCAGCUUUUGGUAAUUGGAAGGGCGAAGAAUCCACGUUGCUUUAAAAAGGUUUCAGUGUCUCACUGACUAUAAGUGCUCGAAGUCUGCCUGGAUGACGUCGGCUAUUUUCAAGCAAUGGUUUCAUGAGUCAUUUGUUCCACGGGUAAAUAUUCCUUUCAAGUUUUGUCCGAUUUUUAAGGUUAACUGGUUGUUUUUUAAGGUUACAUCAUUUUUAAACGAGAAAGCCUUACCAAUUAAAGCUCUCCUCCUAAUCCACAACGCUCCUUCUCACCCAAAUGAAACUGAACUGACAACGGAGAAUGGGCAAAUUUCGGCAAUGUUUAUGUCACCAAACGUUACUCCCCUCAUUCAACCGAUGGAUCAGAAUGCAGUAAAAAUCACUAAGUUGCAGUACAGAAACAGCCUUCUAGCUUCAAUAGCAGCGACAAAGUCUGAUUUGCUCGAGUCGUUGAAAAAAUUAACUUAAAAACAGCUAAAAUCCUUUUGGAUACGGCUUGGUUUCGUGUUGGUGAAGCAGCAUUAGCUAAGUGCUGGAACAGUAUCUUAAAUUUUGCUGUAAACAAUGAUGAUCCUGAAGAUUAUGUUCCGUUGGCGGUUUUGAAAGAACAAUGGGAAGCUGAACUUCGCACCUUGAUGAGCAAUACCGUUGAUCUCCUUAUAGUAGUUUAAAUCCUGAGUUUCAUUCGUGUUCGCAGAUAUGCUCAAAGAUAUGUAUGUGGGUUAUUGAAAACACUUUGUUUUAUUAAAAAUUUCAGAUUGAAUUCACAUUACCAGCCAUUCGUGAAUGGAACGAAGAUAUCGAGGAGGGCAAUGCAGACGACGAUCAUCUACAAGAGGACGAGUCCGAUGAUGAUAGCGUAUCUGAGCAACUGGAGAAAAUUAAGCCGACUGAAGCAGUUGAAAUUUUCAACAAGGCGUUAAUAUGGGCUGGUCAUGAAGACGUCGAUCAAAAUGAUAUGAGUGUUCUAAGACGGUUAAGGGAGAAAGCUGUGCUUCAAGUUUUAGAAAAACAGAAGAUACAAAAAAAUAUGACUGAUUUUUUUAAAUUAAACCAUCGCAUGACUUUAUUUUCGAUUAAGAUGUAACGAAAAUAAGAGUAGAAUGUAGAAUUUAAAUGUGAAAAAAUAUAUUUACUAAGUCUUUUUGAGCAUUCCAAACGUGAACACUCUUGUUGACGUGAACUGCCUUGGUUGGAAUUAGUUCACCUUAUCGAGCGUGCGCUGUAUAUAAAUGGUUGUACUUGAGUAAAAAAAAAAUUAAAUUAAAAAUUCUUCAUAAAUAAAUACUUAAUUGAAAAUAAACCUAAGUAUCUAGAAAUAGAAAAAAAUUUAGUAUUCUACAUAAACAUGUCCCGUAUGUUUUUUAAGUCAUACGUACCAAGCAGUUCUGAUGUUUGUCAUCGUUCAUUUUUACCAUUAGGUUGAAAACCAACACAGAACUCAGAACUUUCUCCCAUAAAAGAAGAAAACGAAUAAAGCAUCUGUAAAAAAUUGUUUUCCAGCCAACUUUAAGAUUGGAAAUACUAAUAAGAAGCGCAAAGCGUGGCGCCAGUAAGGGAGACCAAAUCCCUUCUCUCUUCCGCGGCCGUCCUCCCCCGAACAAAAUGUUUUCCUUCCAAAUGUUUCCCUGUGUAAAUCGGCGCCAACCAAUCCCAAGUCAGGUAUCGAUAUAUUAGUGGUUCGUAUUCCGCUUUCGCCUUAUUUCAGACAGUGUAACUCCAUUUUAAACAAGAAUGGUGAAAUUCUGUACCUUAUAAAUGCGUGAAAUGAUUUAAAAAUUUCUUGUGAAGGAUGUACUAGGUGUAUUUCAAAAAAUAUUUGACAGACAAGAAAUCUCGGUAUAUAUUAUAAUAACAGUAUACGGUUUCUGUGGAAAUAAAACUUAAGUCUAAUCCCAAAAGUUUUUGCCAUUUUAUUACCUCUAAACGAAAACCAAAUGGUUUUCCAACCAGUGUGGAGUAUGACAGUGUUAGUUUAAGCAAUACUCAGGACUCUUGUGAUCUAUUUGCAGGUUGCUUUGAGAGGGCUUAUGUAAGGCAUGACCCUACGCCACUUUUAGGUUUAACCUUUCUAUCGUUAGAAAUCAUCAGAAAUUUUGAUAUUAAUGCAUGUGUAUGAGCCUAUCUACAAAUAGGUAACCGUGAUAAUGUCCGCAGCUAUAUACUCGUACUUACUGUUAAAAAAUGUACUAUGGAUGAAGUAUUCCAUUCUUUUAUUCAAUUAAAGUAAUUCAUUCACGUGAGCAAGUUUAUUUUUCAACUGACAACAUAGUUUCCUGCCCAGUAGAUCAACUUUUUCUGAUCUUGUUCUAGUUUUUAAUAAAAUAAUAAACAUAAAUUUUAAUAAAAUAAUAAUCAAUAACCAUCCACAUUUAGAUGUAAAAUCUACAGACUUAUCAAAAAAUCACCACGGUCGCUGUCCAUGUUGCUUCAUUGCCUCUGAACAAUGGACAUACCUACAUAUGUACAACAUGCAUCACGGUCUACAGAAACAAAAGGUGUCGGAUUUCGAAAAUCAAUACUUUAUUUUUCGCGAUUUUGAGAACCGGCUGACGUCAUGAACUAUAAUAAUACAAAACAAAUAAACGAAACAAGCAAAAGGAAGAGAAAUUAGGCUUAACGCGGCCGGCUAUAUAUUCAUUCCCCUCGAGCCAGUAUGCAUACCCAAUGCUUGGUCCGGAUAUGACACCUUCGUGGCAUACACCAUCUGUAUAUUCGGCAGCAUCUAGUUUUAGAAGUCCCUAUCCCUCCUCAUUGCCCAUCAAUACAACAUUAUCAAGUGAUUUCCCAUUCCGAUUUUCCCCGAAUCUAUUGCCUUCAGUACAUACUUCACCGCACCAUGUACUCAAUUCGCACCCGGCGAUUGUGACACAUGGUCCCAAACCGGACUGCAGUCAAGAACCAACAACGAAUCAUCGAUAUUCAAGCUUAUUAUCCAUCAGGAAACAACAACUAUGCAUUCAAAUCAGAACUCAGUGUAAUGCUGGAAACAGUCACCGACGUAAAUGCAGUCCCCUGUCAGCUGUUGCGAUCAAACUAAUGAGAGCCCUAUGUAAAUGAAAAAUUACUUCCCUUCCGUAACGUAGUAUCGUAGAUUUUAUCGCAGGAUUUUUGAAAAUUCCCCUCAGGAUUGCUCUCUCACCACACAGUGUUGCCAAACAGUACAAUUCGAAAUCAUUUACAAAAUA